CUGCGGCUGUAGAUGGGGAUCCCAGCGGCACGUUGCUGCUGUUAGAAGAUCAGGCGCUUGCAAGACCAAACAGAAAAUUGCGUUCUCACUUACAUUUUUUUUGUGCUGCAGCAUCCACAUAAGCGGUGCAAUGCGGUAGAUCAUGUAGACCGAGUUCUUUUUUUAUUUACUUUCUUUUUUAUUUAGUUUUUUACUUUGCGGGAUACAAACUCGCUCUGGUCUUGCGGCGUUUCAUUCAUAUCUUUUGUGGUCAAGUGCGAACUUUGUGAACUCUCUGAAAUUAUAUAACGUCGAACAUAUAUCGUGGAAAUCACCAUGAGAAUAGGGGGAACGCGAUGAAUAGGCGAGUGUGAUCGGGAUCGAAUCCGCAGCGUCGGAGCCGGGGGAAGCCAUGCAGCUCCAGUCUGCAGCACAAUGCAAGGUGUCCGGCUUCAUACUGAAUGAAAGAUGCACCCUGUCUUCAAAAAUGGAAGUCCACCGUGAGCAGAGUAUCUGUCAGGCACGGGCUGCUGUCAUGGUAUAUGACGACGCCAAUAAGAAGUGGGUUCCGGCUGGUGGAUCUACAGGCUUUAGUCGAGUCCACAUCUAUCACCACACUGGCAACAACGCCUUCAGAGUAGUGGGCCGUAAAAUUCAGGACCACCAGGUGGUAAUAAACUGUGCCAUUCCCAAGGGGCUGAAAUACAACCAGGCCACACAAACGUUUCACCAGUGGCGAGAUGCACGGCAGGUGUACGGCCUUAACUUUGGCAGCAAAGAGGAUGCCAAUGUAUUUGCCAGUGCCAUGAUGCAUGCCCUGGAGGUGCUGAACUCUCAGGAUGCAGGCCCCCCGAUGCCAAGACAGACCCCUCAGGUGGAGAAUGGCCCAUCACCAGAGGAGCUGGAGGUGCAGAGAAGGCAGCUGCAGGAGCUCCAGCAUCAGAAGGAGCAAGAGAGGGAACGACUGGAGCGAGAGCGGCUAGAACGGGAACAGCAGGAACGAGAGAUGCUGGAACGGGAACGUGCCGAAAGGGAAUGUCAGGAACGGGAGCGUCAGGAGCGAGAGCGGCUGGAGAGGGAACGUAACGAGCAGGAACGUCUGGAGCGCCUGGAGCGUGAGCGUCAAGAGCAGGAGCAGCUGGAGCGAGAACGCCAGGAACGGGAGCGUGCCGAGCGGGAGCUGAUGGAGAGAGAGCGUGCCGAGAGAGAGAAGCAAGAAAGGGAGCACCAAGAGCAGCUGGACAGAGAGCAGAUGGACUGGGAGAGAGGGAGACGCAUCUCCAACGCCGAUUCAGUACAGGGGAUACCAACUCCUCCACCCCCACCACCCCUCCCUCCCGGUUCCACUGUGACUCCUACCACUGCUGGACCUGGUCCUCCCCAUCCCCCUGGCCCACCGCCUCCAACCUCAGGCCAGGCUCCUCCACCAGCACCAGCACCACCUCCACCCCCGGCCCCGCCUUUGCCCUCGGGUCUAUUCACCCCCUCGCCCACCACAGAGGAGAACAAGGGUCUGUCUGGGCUCACAGCCGCCCUUUCUGGAGCCAAGCUAAAGAAAGUGCCAAGGAGUGAUGAGCCCCUGGCAGGAUCUGCGGUGAGUUCUGGUGGUGCCAAGCCUGAGGCAUCCCGUGGAAAUGGUCCUUUACCUGGAGGAGGAGGUCUGAUGGAGGAGAUGAGCGCCCUGCUGGCCAGGAGGAGAAGAAUUGCUGAGAAGGGAUCAUCGCCAGAGCCUGAGCAGAAAGCUGAUGACAUUGAGGCUACCAUAACUCCAAAAGUGUCAGCCUGUAGCACACCAGAUAUGCCCAGAAAGCCUUGGGAGAGGACAAACACCAUGAAUGGUAGCAAAUCACCAGUCAUUGGAAGACCAAGGUCUACACCAACUCCUACCGGAUCCAUAAGUGCCAAUGGGGUGCCAACAGAAGCUCUCGACUAUGACAGAUUGAAACAGGACAUUCUAGAGGAGAUGAGGAAGGAACUAGCGAAGCUGAAAGAAGAACUUCUUGAUGCAAUCAGGGAGGAGUUGGGCAAGUCAAACUCAGCAUAGGAGGAUGAGAUGCACCUGUAUUUUUUAUCCACAGUCUGUCACUUCAGAGGUCAGCUUCAGUUUAAGACACUAUCUCAAAAGCAAUGAAAAUGCAAAAUUACAGUUUUAACCAGUGGUGAUCACAAUAACCAUGAUAAUUCUGGAUCUGUUGAGUACGAUGCUGGGACAGACACAAGUUUUGAGCGUGGGGGCACAAGAGGCGUAACAGCGAGAGGAUAACCAGACGCCUCAAAGCGACGCCAUACACCAAAAGCCCCGUCUUGAAGGGGGUCAGGACAUAGUCUUAAGGAAGUGACUGUCAGUAUGCAAUGGAUGACUCUUACUGUGGAAAGAAAAUGACGAAAAAAGACAAACUAUUACUGAAUUACAUACUGUAUUAACCAUUGAAGAGUGAAAUUGUAAAACAAGCAGAUGACAUUCAUUUUACUGCACAUUGUUUAGCAAAGGGCAGGCUUUGUUUAUGUAUUUAAAAGGUGGUAGUGGUGGCGGUGAAGUAACGUUAAGUUGGCCUUGUAUAGAGCAAAACCUUGAAUCUGGCCAACCAAAUGAGUAUGGUCUAUUGCUGCAGGACUCUAAAGCUUGUCUUCCUACUAUUUUAACCAGAAUAUGUACAUUAAAAUGACAACAAAAUAAACAUUAUACCUGCAAGUCAUUCAGUCAACCUGUUCUAAUGUACGCCAUGACCACAUCAGGUAGCUUACUUGCUCUUUUGGACGGUUUUCAUUAUUAUUCUCUUUUCAAAAGUGAAUGCUCGACAGGCUGUCUCUAAUGAGCCACUGUUAUCUGUAUACCUUCGUCUUGUGUGUUUGCUAAGUGUUCAGAAAGAUCACGAAGGACAAUGCCUUUCUACUGUACAUCAUUGUAGCUCUCUACCAAAAUCCUCUCAGCCAAUCGAAGUUGAGGUUGACGUCAGCGUCGGCUCAGACCGUAUCUGUAGAUAGUGCUAACCAGAAAUACUAUGAACUUU
This is a messenger RNA of Sinocyclocheilus anshuiensis, 2990 nucleotides long. RefSeq names its product ENAH actin regulator (gene enah). The record is from RefSeq and is a predicted model, not a curated record. The transcript has 15 exons. Gene Ontology annotation, molecular function: SH3 domain binding; profilin binding. NCBI's taxonomy places the organism in Eukaryota, Metazoa, Chordata, Actinopteri, Cypriniformes, Cyprinidae. Gene Ontology annotation, biological process: actin polymerization-dependent cell motility; actin polymerization or depolymerization; axon guidance. Bases 392 to 2023 code for a protein of 543 amino acids.